GAACGAGCGAGCCAAGUUGUUAAAGACGCCUCCGCUGAAGAUGGUGAGGAUGAAUGGUCUCAUUUAAAAAUAACUUCCAAGUCAAAAGAAGCAAGAAAGAAUUGUAAUACAGUCCAAAAAUCACACGAG
Molecule: messenger RNA, 129 nt
Organism: Funneliformis caledonium
Lineage: Eukaryota; Fungi; Glomeromycota; Glomeromycetes; Glomerales; Glomeraceae
Source: the annotation of a GenBank genome assembly